GAUAUAUUUUUGCAAUUGUACUCAGCCACACCUAUCCACUCCAUUUCUUCUCACUGGAAAAUGUUCAUCAUUGUUUUUUGUCGAGUAUUUCAAUGACAUUUAUCUUUAAAGGAUUAUUACCAGUCCUUGGCAAUCCCGACGGAAAAGCCUUAAUGGUCGGUCAGGCGCUAAUUUGCACUUAUUCUUUCAUCCGAUACCCAGCGCGAGAGACUAUAAGGGGAGACUGCUUCCAAAUGAUUCAGUCCUGUUUUAGUGUAGCUGGCAUACACUAAUAGAGAUCAGAGCAGUCUCCCACACCUCUGUCUUCUUUACAAUUCCUGUAAAUUGCCCCUGGCCUGUACGUCUUUACAAUGGAAGAAGAGAGCAACCCGUCGCCACAAGAGGCAGAAAACAUCUCUACGAUCAUAGGCGACGGUCUCUCGGCUCUAAAUGGAGCGAGGGCUGUAGAGAGAGGAGAGGAGUCCAAUCCAGAUGAAGAGAACAUGUCCCUUGCUGUCCCUCCAUCCAGCUCCACCCAUGACGAGCAGACUGCCCUUGGUUCUGCUACAGCCAUUACCACUGUCCCUAGCCCUCAGCAGCAACAACAGCUCGUUACUGUUACAAAGCAAGAGCCCCAGGAUACACUGCCUGUGACACUCAGCCCAGUCCCUAUUGCUAAUACACAGCUAGUCUCUGAUAUGAACCCACCACCAGCAACUUCAACUCCUACAAACCAACAGCAGCAGAGGACCAUUGCUAAUCUUCCUCCCAGCAUACCAGCAGGGAAGAUCACCAACUAUUGUCCAAAGCACCCACAUAUUGAAGUAACGCUGGACGGCAAAGAAUUGUGGGAUGAGUUCUUUCGUAGAGGUACCGAGAUGAUUGUUAAUCGUGCAGGAAGACGCAUGUUCCCUGGGUUUUCAAUCAGCAUUAGUGGCCUCAAGCCUAAAUCAAAGUACACAAUGAAGUUGGACAUUGUGCUAGCUGACACUCACAGAUUCAAAUUUCUCAACGCCAGAUGGUUACCAGUAGGCAGUGCUGAACCUCAGUCUCAAUAUGAGACCUACAUACACCCUGACUCUCCUAAUACUGGGACGUUUUGGAUGAGGCAUGGGGUCUCCUUUAGGAAGCUAAAGAUCACCAACAACAAAGAUAGGCCUGGUUCUAAUGCACUCUUGCACUCUAUGCAUAAGUACUUCCUUCGCUUGUAUAUUGAAGAGGAGAAGAAGGUACCUAGUCAAUCAGGGGAAAAAGGAGAAAAAGGUGGAGACAAAGAGAGAGGAGGAGGAGAGGAGAAGUCUCGUCCAACUCACCAACAAACGAUAGCACGGCCAAUUUUAUCUAUUGAGUUUCCAGAGACAACAUUCAUUGCCGUCACUGCGUAUCAAAAUGAAGAGGUCACGCAGCUCAAGAUCACAAAUAAUCCAUUUGCAAAGGCAUUCCGGGAAAAUGCCGCAGACAUGGACUGGGAAACAGCUCAAGCUUUGUAUGGCAACUCUUCAACUUAUCUUAGUCCUGGGACUACAAUGACCCAUGCAGGUAGCUACAACUACCUCAUGUCACCUUCUCCAUCUCCCUGGGCCAUUCACUCUCCGAUGCUCUCCCCUCACUCCAUGCCUCCAUCAUUCCAUUCAAUUGGGACCCCUCAAGCCCACUCGUUGUCAGGGACCUCGCAUUAUUCACCAGAGUCUCAGUUCCGGCAUCCUCUCCCACCUACUCCCCAAGCAGAUGCUAGUUUUUUUCAAUGGCCGCAGCCACAGCAGCAAAGGAGCAGUGAAGUCUUGCAUUCUCCAUACCUCCCUCCACCUUUAGUAUCAACUUACCCUCACACUCCAACUCCUCUUCAACACAGCAUCAUUGAGACUUCACCUUCUGGUGAUACUCUCACUUUGCCUGAUUUUGGGAGCACUUUUGCAACAGUUCCAACUGUGACCACAAACCAUUGAAGAUAAGGCGAGGAGAAGCAGCAAAACUUUUGAACUAAAACAUAAACUCUAUUCUACUGACAAUCAAUGCACUUUUCUGCAUUCACUAAAGAUAAUUUUAAAAUAAAGUAUAUUUCAUUUUUGGCAUGAAAAUGGUGUGUUUAUAGAAUGAGGCAAAA
Messenger RNA from Amphimedon queenslandica, 2083 nucleotides. Its product is annotated as T-box protein 2-like. Gene Ontology annotation, biological process: regulation of transcription by RNA polymerase II; positive regulation of DNA-templated transcription; cell fate specification. Bases 351 to 1925 code for a protein of 524 amino acids. Lineage: Eukaryota; Metazoa; Porifera; Demospongiae; Haplosclerida; Niphatidae. The transcript has 7 exons. Gene Ontology annotation, cellular component: nucleus; chromatin. Gene Ontology annotation, molecular function: RNA polymerase II cis-regulatory region sequence-specific DNA binding; DNA-binding transcription factor activity, RNA polymerase II-specific. The record is from RefSeq and is a predicted model, not a curated record.